Molecule: messenger RNA, 2297 nt
Organism: Coffea arabica (coffee)
Lineage: Eukaryota; Viridiplantae; Streptophyta; Magnoliopsida; Gentianales; Rubiaceae
Source: RefSeq, a predicted model, not a curated record
GCACGGAGCUGAUUAACCUACCGGUAGGUAUUAGAAAAUUAAUUAACCUGCGCCAUCUUGAAAAUUCCAAUACCAGUCAAUUGCAUGAGAUGCCUUCAGGGAUUGAUCAGUUGACGAACUUGCAGACGCUAUCCAAAGUGGUUGUGAGCAAACAUGGUGGGUUCCGGCUGAAUGACUUGGGGAACUUGUCCUUACUGGCAGGGUCGCUCGCCAUUUUGGAGUUGCAAAAUGUUACGAAUGUUCAAGAAGCACGGGAUGCCAAUUUGAAGAACAAGAGGGACCUUGAUGAACUAGUAUUGGCAUGGAAUAGUGAAUAUGAUGAUUCUCUGAGUAAAGUUCUUCAACAAGAUUUGCUUGAGGCGCUACGACCACACACAAACCUAACGAUUCUUGAAAUUGAGUUCUAUAAGGGAGACAAAUUCUCUUCCUGGGUGGGGGAUUCUUCAUUUACUAAAUUAGAAGAAGUAAGCCUUAGAGGUUGUACACACUGCAAGUGUUUACCAUCACUCGGGCAAUUGCCUGCGCUCAAGGAUUUGAGCAUUCAAACCAUGCUUGAGGUGAAGGCAGUAGGUACGGAGCUAUGUGGCAAAGAUUGCUCUUGGGAAUUUUCCUUUCCAUUGCUUGAAAGUCUAACAUUUGAUGACAUGCCAGAAUGGGAGGAAUGGACUUGCUUAAGUUCAGCAGGAGAGAACGAAUGCCACUUCCCUCUGCUCCAAAAGCUCUGUAUAAGUAGAUGCCCAAAGUUGAAAAGCAUUCCUGUUUUGCAGCUUCCUUCACUCUCUGAACUAAAGUUGCAAAAGUGCUCGGUGGGAAUUGCAAAAUGUUUAUACAAUUUGACCUCAUUAAACAAUUUGGAUUUUCGGCAGAUUAUAGGGCUUGCAUCCCUCGAGGAUGCGUUCAUGCAGUUCCCAUCAGGCCUUGAAGAUAUCACAUUACGUGAGUGCCAUCAACUGAAGAAUUUGUGGGGCUCAAGUAAUACUGUAAACCUUGUGCAGCUAAAAUCUUUAGUUGUUUCAGAAUGUUCACAGCUUUCAUCCUUGGAGGAGCUUGCUGUUUUACCCAUGCUUAAAUAUCUUAAGAUAGAAAGUUGCAGUGCUCUCCUGUCUUUGCCUACAUUAUCUGGUCUUAACAUAUUGCGAAUAAGCAGUUGCUCAGCCCUCAGUUGCUUACCAAUGGACAAGUUGCUCCUCCCUCAGCUUAGGAAUCUUGGGAUCAGACAUUGCCAGAAACUGAACCUUACUCCGGAGAUUGUCAUAGAGGACACUAGCACAUCGAUUGAGAGUCUGGAAAUCGUUGGCUGCCCAUGUCUGAAUUUGAGAACAAUGCUUGGUUCAGUCUACAGUUUUGCAAGUCUCCGGUUUUUGGAUAUUAGGGAUUGUGAUUAUGAUCUGGAUCAAUUGCCCACUCCAAGUUUGGAACGUCUUUCCUUGUGCAGAUGCAAAAAUGCUAGUUACUUGCCUGGUGGUUUGGGACGACUAAGAUCUCUGUUGUUGUAUUCUUGUUCAAGUCCUUUGUUAUUUCCACAAGGAGAUUUUCCUUCCACUCUGAAGUUUCUUGACAUAGAGGCAGGAGAAAACUUACAGCUGAAGCCCCUGUCAGAAUGGGGACUCAACAGACUCACGUUUCUUGAAAGGUUCUACAUCCGUGGUGGAUAUCCAGGGCUGGAAUCAUUUUCUGGUAGUGGUGAUGAUGGAUUGGCUUUGUUUCCUCCAACUCUUAGGUCCGUCGCCAUUGGUGACUUGCCAAAUCUGAAAUCGCUCUCCACGUUCUUGCGAGGUCUUACAGCUCUUCGAUAUCUGCAUAUCUUUAACUGCCCCAAGCUUGGAUCCCUACCAAAGGAAUCGCUGCGUAAUCCGCUUCAAACUCUAGUAAUUAAUAAAUGCCCACUUCUUGAGAAAAGGUGCUUGAUGGAUAGAGGAGACUACUGGCCCAUGAUUGAAGACAUUCCCUGUGUGGAAAUAGGCAGUGAUGGCAUCAGGUAAAAAAUUUGUUGGCACGACGUAGGCUCAACUCGCUUGGCAAGUCUAUGCGCCUACAAUGCAGAUUGCAGAGGAAACUAAUCAUGGGAUCCUUCUGCCCAUCUUGUUCUUGUGUUUUACUAAGUCCCUACAGUUCCUGCCUUGAUGAUAUUGCAAGUCUCUUUGUUGGGCCUCUUAUUCACAAUUGUAGAGAUGGUAGAAUAUAAUAGGGCAAAUUACAUUUUAGCCUCAUGUGAUUUUCGUAAAAACCACAUAACCCCCGUGAUUCAAAAGGCUAUACAUAAACCUCCUGUGGUUUGGAUUGAACUGUCAAAUAGA